AUGGGAUAUUUAAGUUUAACAGUCAUCACAUCCUUCACAUUUUUGUUGGCUUACUCAUUUUUGAUUAGUGGAGCUCAUGCAAAGUUGUCAUCAUCCUCAGAACAGACAGCACCUGCACCCAAUGAAUUACAGAAACGACCAUGGCAGAUGAGAGCAUAUCCAGCACGAAGACUUAAACCUGUAAAUUUCUAUAAGAAAGACUUUCAAAAUGACGUGGAAUUUGACGAUGUGAUAAACGAUAUGGAGAAGAGAUUUGAUGAUUAUGGACAUAUGAGAUUUGGAAAGCGUGGAGUUGGUGAGGACGGGUUUGAUGACUAUGGUCACAUGAGAUUCGGACGAUAA
Messenger RNA from Chironomus riparius, 342 nucleotides. NCBI's taxonomy places the organism in Eukaryota, Metazoa, Arthropoda, Insecta, Diptera, Chironomidae. The record is from the annotation of a GenBank genome assembly.